Molecule: messenger RNA, 438 nt
Organism: Arachis duranensis
Lineage: Eukaryota; Viridiplantae; Streptophyta; Magnoliopsida; Fabales; Fabaceae
Product: monodehydroascorbate reductase-like
Exons: 4
Coding region: 1-423 (140 amino acids)
Cellular component (GO): cytoplasm
Molecular function (GO): oxidoreductase activity, acting on NAD(P)H
Source: RefSeq, a predicted model, not a curated record
AUGACUCAUCACCAGAGUGCUGACGUGGAUUCGGAUUGCCACGUGGGAGGGGUCCAAAACGUCGUCGUUUUGGGUUUGGCGCCCUUGAAAGCCAAAAACGACGCCGUAGCACCUUAUGAAUGUCCUGUACUAAGCAAGGCUUACCUUCUUCCUGAGUGUAUAGAGUUUAUUCUUAGCACAGAAAUAGUGAAAGCAGACCUUGCGGCAAAAUUUCUGACAAGUGCAGGAGGAGAAACAUUCAGUUACCAGAUUUUGUUGAUUGCAACCGGCUCAACUGUUAUAAGGUUGAGUGAUUUUGGUGUUCAAGGAGCUGAUGCCAAAAACAUCUUUUACUUGAGGGAAGUUGAUGAUGCUGAUAAACUAUACGAAGCAAUUAAAGCAAAGAAGAAUGGCAAAGCUGUGGUUGUUGUUGGAAGUGGAUAGUUAUAACUAUUUCUU